This is a messenger RNA of Panicum virgatum (switchgrass), 5546 nucleotides long. Its product is annotated as disease resistance protein Pik-2-like. NCBI's taxonomy places the organism in Eukaryota, Viridiplantae, Streptophyta, Magnoliopsida, Poales, Poaceae. The transcript is spliced from 5 exons. The coding region runs from base 512 to 5287 and encodes 1591 amino acids. Gene Ontology annotation, biological process: defense response to other organism. The record is from RefSeq and is a predicted model, not a curated record. Gene Ontology annotation, molecular function: ADP binding.
UGCCAAGCAAGGAAUGAGCCAUUAGCACUUAGGCCAGAGUCACGCUCCCGUCACCUUGACAACAUCCACUACGGAGUUUCUUCGCUAAAAAAGGGGUGACUGCAUCCCCUGACGUGCGAGUUGCUGAAGCCGCUCUACAUCACCAAUCGGAGGGUUAUCAACGUCACCCACCGGAAAGGUCCGAAGCCUCCUAAGCUAGGUCAAGGUAGAGCGCGCACACACUCUCUGUCCACUAAGGUCUUCACAUGCACCAAACACUCUAAUCAUGCAAUUUAUUUAAGCCUCGGAUGUGAUCACUUACGUCCUCUUCCUUUUGUUUGAUAUUACAUCGUUAUCGAUAUAUGAAACCCAUGUGAGAACGUACGUGGUGUUCUUUAUUAUUCUUAUAGCCAGGUUCAUUGAAUUGAGCUGGUGUGUCACCAACUCACCAUAUAUCUCAACCCGUCGCCACAAGAGUAUUCAGUAUUCACAAACACAAACAAAAGAGGACAAAGAAACCGAGAGGGCAACAAUGGCGGAGUUCGCUGUUGGGUUGACCAAGACGGCGGUGGAGGGGACGCUGAGCUUGGUCAAGACGGCGGUAGAGGAGGAGAGGAGGCUCAAGGACAAGGUACAGAACGACCUGGUGUUCAUCACCGGCGAGUUCGAGAUGAUGCAGUCCUUCCUCCGCGUCACCAACAGGGAGCGCGCCGGGAACGAAGUGGAGCUGACCUGGGUGAGGCAGCUCCGCUACCUGGCCUUCGACGUGGAGGACUGCGUCGAGUUCGUCGUCCACCUUGACAACAAGUCGCCCUGGGGGUGGCUGCGGCGUGUGUGGCAGACGCUCUACUGCCGCGCACCACCGCUGCCCCUGGACGUGGCGGUCGCCGAGAUCAAGCAGCUCAAGGCCAGGGUCGAGGAUGUGAGCCUGAGACACACGCGCUACUUCCCCAUCCGCGACGCCAUCAAGCCUGCCGCUGCCACGCCACCGGCAGAGGAGCCGGAUGCCACCUACCGAUCAGCAUUCCGGAGCCUAUCCGAUGUGUGGGAGGCUAAUGGGAAGCUACGGCGCAACUUCACCAACCUCCAAGAGUUGAUCGACCGUGAAGAUGAUGACCUUAAUGUUAUCUCCGUGUGGGGAGGUACAGGAGGUGAUCUUGGGACGGCCUCCAUCCUUAGGAAGGCCUAUUGUGACCCAAAAAUCUGCCGAGAAUUCAAAGGCCGCGCCUGGGUGAAGCUGAUGCAUCCCUUCAACCACGAUGAGUUCGUGAAGAGCUUGCUGACUCAAUUCUAUGCAAGCUCUCACCAAGCAGAUGUAGAUGUGAAUUUGUGGACAAGGAUGAAAGCAGAGGCUACGGAGGACGACUCAAUCAAAGCUAAGCUCAUGCAGCAAAUGACAGAGCAAAGGUACCUUGUCGUCUUGGAAGAUGUAUUCGCGGUGGCAGAGUGGGAUGUGAUCAGAACGUACCUGCCAGACCGUAAGAAUGGUAGCCGGAUAGUCGUGUCGACCCCGCAGUUAGGGAUUGCCCUUUUGUGCGCAGGGGAGCCAUACCAAGUAUCAGAGCUCAGACAGUUAUCUCAGCAACAACAAUUUCUUUGUGCCUUCUCCAAAAAGACAAGAAGUGAUAUGGGUGAAUUUAACUGGCAUUUACGGCAUCGUGGUGUGAUAUCCGUGUGGGGAGCUGAUGACGGCAAAUCAAUUCUCGUCGAUAAAUUGUACAAGGGCAUAAUGAACAGGUCAAAAGAGUUUGAUGGAGUGGAAUUUGAGCGGCACAGCUGGGUCGACGUACCGGACCCAUUCGAUUUGAAGGUAUUUGCUCAGCGCCUAUUUCUGGAAUUUCAUUCAAAUGACAUUCGAGCCAAUGAAAUCAAAGCGGUUGGCACGAUGGGAGAGCCAGGGCUAAUUCAGCGGUGUUGCAAGUUUUUGUCUGAGGAGGACUGCCUCGUGGUUAUUAACGGUUUGCAGUCCAUGGGUGACUGGGACUUGAUAAAAUCCAAGUUCUUAUCCAAACCUACUAAAGGUUGCAUCCUUGUUGUUACAAAUGAAGAAACCGUGGCUACACAUUGUGUAAAGGAUCACCAAUAUCAGGCGAUCAACGUCAAAGAUUUGGAAGUGGAGACAGCCAUUGUUACCUUGAUAAAUAAGGGUUCUUGGCACUAUGGACUUAGACGAUGCAUCAACAAGGGCCGCUUGUUCUAUGACAGAAGGAAAGAUGCACUUGAAUGGACCAACAAAUUUAGAAAUGCUGAUUCACGAGGAAUGUUGAAAACGCAAAGAGUUGGCGGUAACCCAGAUGCGGAGGUAUGUGGUGUACUGGCGGCAAGUGAGAAUGUAGUUGCUAGGGCAAAGGCUUUCCUUAGAAAGGAGUAUUAUGGAAGUGAAAUAAGUGAACGGCGCAGCUGGGUUGAUGUGCCCCACCCGUUCAGUUUGAUGGACUUCUCCUGGCGCUUACUUUUGGAUUUCUAUUCCGAUGAUCCUCAAGCAAAGGAAGUUGCAGCAGUUGGUCUGAUGGAAGGCAAUGACUCAAUUCAAGUGUGCCGUAAGUUUCUUCAUAAAGAAGAAUUCUUCGUUGUCAUCGAUGGCCUGCGCUCUACACAAGACUGGGAUCUGAUCAAAGCCACCUUCUUAUCGGAGCCCAUUAAGGGCACUAUUGUUGUCAUCACAAAUGAAGCAGAAGUUGCAGUGCAUUGUGAGGGUGUCCCUGACAGCCGGCCUGGGAGACAUAGGGCAUGGCACAAAGUUCCAAAUGUUCCCGACGUCAUAGAGGAAUACAAAUCUAUAUCUUUGUCCGAAAGAAGGAAAAGGGCAAUUGAAUGGAUGAAGAAAUUUGAACUCGUCGGGCGCGAGGAGGGGUAUCGCUUAACUAAACUUGUACUGGAAAAUCAGGGUGUGGUCUCGGUAUGGGGGAUUGCCGGUGUUGGGAAAUCAUCUCUCGUCAUGAGCGUUUAUUACACUAGAUUGCUUCAGCUAGAGAGAAGCUAUACGAUGAACGCCAUAAGUUCUAGUGGAUUCUCUCCAUCAGACAACUUGACAUCAUCAUUUGGCUGGGUGGAUGUUCCCGAUCCGUUCGAUCUGACUGACUUUUCUUGGAGCUUACUUCUUGAUUUCCAUUCCGAUGAUCCUCAAGCCAAGGAAAAUGCGGCAGUUAGCAUGAUGGAAGGCCAAGACCCAAUUCUAGAGUGCUGUAAGUUUCUUCAAAAAGAAGAAUGCUUGGUUGUCAUCGAUGGUCUGCGCUCCACGCAAGACUGGGAUUUGAUCAAAGCCACCUUCUUAUCCGAGCCUGCUGAAGGCACUAUUAUUGUCAUCACAAAUGAAGCAAAAGUUGCAGCGCAUUGUGUGGAAAAUAAUGAAAACCGAGUGCUCAACGUCAGACGUCUCGAAGCUGAUGAUGCGGUCUUGGAAAAGAUAAUUUGGGAAGGUAAGGAAUUAACUCGUGAAGAGAUGAAACUACCACAAUGUAUCGUCGCCAGGUGUGGCGGGCUGCCCAAAGUAAUAGCUGCCAUAGGUGAAGUUUGCAGCUCAGACAAAACGGUGUUGAAGUCUCUGAGUGACAACUGUAUGGGCACAUUGGAGACGGAACCAAGAUUCCAUAGUCUAAGGACCCUGUUUUCUUGGAUGCAGUCCUACUUUGAUGCUUGCCCAGAUUCAAUCAAGCCAUGUAUCUACUAUCUGUCAAUCUUUUCUGCGGGCAAGGACAUUAGGCGGCGGCGCUUGCUGCGGCGGUGGAUUGCAGAGGGUUACUGCAGGGACACUUACGGUGGUACUUCUGAGGAGAAUGGGGAAAAAUUCCUCUCUCAGCUCGUCAACUUGAGCAUAAUCCAGCAGCAGUCAACGAGCAAGGUGUUAUGUCAAAUCAAUGGUUUCUUCCAUGAAUACAUUAUCUCACGGCCAAUGGAAGAUAACCUUGUCUUUGCACUGGAGGGAUCUUGCAGCCUAAACUCGCAACGCACGGGACAACACCUCACCAUAAGGAGCAACUGGGACAGAGACAAGACUGUAUUUGGGAGCAUAGAUUUUUCACGGCUGCGGUCCUUAACUGUUUUCGGGAAGUGGAUGUCAUUCUUCAUCUCUAGCAAUAUCAAUAUGAGACUUCUUCGGGUGCUAGAUCUUGAGGAUGCAUUAGGUGUAGCUAAUGGUGACCUUGAGCAGAUUGGGAAGCUAUUGCCUCGACUAAAGUUUCUCUCCCUACGAGGAUGUUCAGAGGUUACUUGUCUGCCGAUUUCAAUGGGUGGUCUGAGGCAACUGCAGACUCUCGAUAUCAGAGACACAUCCAUAGUAAAGUUGCCACUAUUUAUCACAAAGCUACAGAAGCUACAGUACAUUCGUGCUGGCAAAAGUGAAGUAUGGGAUUGGGAUAAAGGCGAUGUCCUACCAACAGAUAGUGAGGAUAGGGCAUCAUCAUCAGCACAAGUCACAAACUUACCAGCAACAAAAGCAACAGCAACAGAAGGGGGUACCGAUAGCAAAGCCCUGGUCCUACCACCAUCAGCGGGCUCAUCAGUGUCAUGCAGAAGGCCAAGUGCUAGGGUAUCCAGCUUGCUGUCCAAGUUGUGCAGAGGUGGGCUUGAUAAUGGCGGAGUAGAGAUCGGAAAGCUAAGCGCCUUGCAUACCUUCGGUGUUGUCAAUGUGAAUGGUUCGCGUGGGAAGUCCAUCUUCGAGGAGCUCAAGAAGCUUACCCAAUUGCGCAAGCUCGGCGUGUCCGGCAUCAACAAGGGAAACAUCAAGGACUUUUGUUGUGCCAUCUAUGGUCAUGCUCAUCUCAAAUCUUUAUCAGUGGAACUCGAGAAGGAUGAUAACUUGGAUGGUUUGGAUGACAUCCCCCAGCCACCGAAGACCCUAAAUAGCCUUAAGCUGUACGGGCAUGUACAAAAAUUGCUAGUUUGGGUCGAGCAGCUUGACAAUCUGAAAAAAUUCAAGCUUGAUCUGACUAUAGUGAAGCCAGAGGAGUUGCAACAGCUUCGCUUCUCAAAGCCAUAUGGCCUGCCCUUGCAUCAUCUUCGUAUCAGACCAAUUCAAGAUGGUGAACUCCAUAUUGGCGAUUUCUCCGCCCCGGUCGUCGAGAUUCAAUGCAGCUCCGUGUUACGUACAACAUUUACUAUGAACACAUCUCCUACAAAAAUUGAGGUGCUCAAGGUUCACUGCUCCAGGGGGGCGUCUUUUCAGAUUUCUAAUCUAGGCAGGUUGAGCAGGAAUUUCAAUGAAGUGUGGCUGAAGGGACACAGCGACGCACUCAAACAGGACAUUCAGCGGCAAAUUGACGAGUUGCGCGUAAGGUUGCAUGAGAGACCUGUCUUGAAGCUGGCAUGAGCACGCUUUUCCUGAUUCGCUGUUUCCUUUCUCGGUACAUGAUAAUAAUUAAAUAUAUGAUAAUAAUUAAAGUUUUAAUAUGAUGAGUUGUAGAUUCACUUUAAGGUAUGAAAGAAGAACUAGAAGUAGCUGAAAUUAUUGUGUAGGAACAGGCUAUGUGAAUAUGUGAUUUUUUUCCGCCUCGUACACUUGCUAAGUGCUAUGUGUCUCCCAAACCAAUAUAUAUUAUAACACUCAUGCAAAGUAUCAAGAGCAUUCA